CUCAGGUGGGCAUAAACUCAGUGCGUACACGCGACACACUUCUUCCUCCUCCUUUAUAUCCCCUUCUCGAUUAAAGAGAAGAACAGCUAAGUCUCUCUGUAUCCGAUUUCGUCGCCAAAAUUUCGUAUCCAUGGCACCUGUGAGGGGGAUUCUUGGUUUGCAGAGAGCAGUAUCAGUUUGGAAGGGAAGUAACAGAUUGGCUCCAGCUUUGAGAUCAUUCAGCACCCAAGCGGCAUCCACUUCCACCACUCCACAACCACCUCCACCUCCUCCGCCUCCGGAGAAGACUCAUUUCGGUGGUCUCAAGGAUGAAGAUCGGAUUUUUACUAAUCUGUAUGGUCUCCACGACCCGUUUCUCAAAGGGGCGAUGAAGAGAGGUGAUUGGCAUAGGACCAAAGAUUUGGUGCUCAAGGGUACUGAUUGGAUUGUUAAUGAGAUGAAAAAGUCUGGUCUUCGUGGACGUGGUGGUGCUGGUUUCCCUUCUGGUCUUAAGUGGUCCUUUAUGCCUAAAGUCUCUGAUGGGCGUCCUUCUUACUUGGUUGUCAACGCUGAUGAGAGUGAGCCUGGGACUUGUAAAGAUAGGGAGAUCAUGCGUCAUGACCCUCACAAGUUGUUGGAAGGGUGUUUGAUUGCUGGUGUGGGGAUGAGAGCUAGUGCGGCUUAUAUUUACAUCAGGGGUGAGUAUGUGAAUGAACGUUUGAAUCUAGAGAAGGCGAGAAGAGAGGCAUAUGCAGCUGGUCUCUUGGGGAAGAACGCAUGUGGUUCUGGGUAUGACUUUGAUGUUUACAUCCACUUUGGAGCAGGUGCGUAUAUUUGUGGUGAAGAGACUGCGCUUCUUGAAAGCCUUGAAGGGAAGCAAGGGAAACCUAGGUUGAAGCCUCCGUUCCCUGCUAAUGCUGGUUUAUAUGGUUGUCCCACAACUGUUACCAAUGUGGAGACAGUGGCUGUUUCUCCUACCAUUUUAAGGCGUGGACCUGAGUGGUUUUCGAGUUUUGGUAGGAAGAAUAACUCUGGGACAAAGCUGUUUUGCAUAUCGGGCCAUGUGAACAAGCCAUGUACCGUUGAAGAGGAGAUGAGUAUCCCUCUCAAGGAACUGAUUGAGAGGCAUUGUGGAGGUGUUAGGGGUGGAUGGGACAACCUGCUUGCUAUCAUUCCUGGAGGUUCAUCUGUCCCUUUGAUUCCUAAGAACGUAUGUGAGGAUGUGCUGAUGGAUUUCGAUGCUCUCAAGGCUGUCCAAUCAGGUCUAGGAACAGCAGCGGUCAUUGUGAUGGACAAAUCAACCGAUGUCGUGGAUGCUAUUGCAAGGCUCUCUUACUUCUACAAGCAUGAAAGCUGUGGGCAGUGCACUCCUUGCAGAGAGGGAACAGGUUGGCUCUGGAUGAUCAUGGAGAGGAUGAAAGUUGGCAACGCAAAGCUGGAAGAGAUUGAUAUGCUUCAAGAGGUAACCAAGCAGAUCGAAGGACACACAAUCUGUGCAUUGGGUGAUGCAGCUGCAUGGCCCGUCCAAGGUCUGAUAAGGCACUUUAGGCCGGAGCUUGAGAGAAGGAUCAGGGAGCGCGCUGAAAGGGAGUUGCUACAGGCUGCUGCUUAAAACCCUUGUUAACGACAGGGAAUUUGCUAUUAUUCUCCAUGGAAAUAAAAUCUGAAGCAGACUCUAUAAAGUGUUUCCUUAUAUGACUAUUGAGAGCACAUUUUGGGAACAGCCAAACAAAACCUUACAAAAUGUUUGAAAUAAAGGAUGCUCCUGUUUUGGGUUUUAGAUAGUAAUGUGGUUCUUUUUUGGCUUGUUGUGUACAAAAAAAAUAUCUAGAUGGUAGUUGUCGGUAUCAUUGUGAUUAAGUCGCAACUGGUAGAGUCUUAAUCUAUGUGUGACUGACUAUUCUCAUAUAUGUUAAGCAUAAGAAAGAGGAAAAGAUAAAUGGGUACACAGACCUGUGAAUUGGACAAAUAGAGAAAGGGACCGGUCUGGUUUGGUGGAUAUUAAUGGAUAAGACGCCCAUCACCAUCUUCCCUGACUUGUUUGUCCACCUCUGGAGUUUAUUUCCAUUUUUUCAAGUUUUUACCUAACCGAUAACAUUACGAGAUCAAGAGAGGUUGUAAAAAAUCAAAUAUUUUCAUACCAACUGAACUGAAUACACUAUUUGUAAACGCUUCAAGUGUCAAUUGCUA
Messenger RNA from Eruca vesicaria subsp. sativa (arugula), 2169 nucleotides. The record is from the annotation of a GenBank genome assembly. NCBI's taxonomy places the organism in Eukaryota, Viridiplantae, Streptophyta, Magnoliopsida, Brassicales, Brassicaceae.